Megalops cyprinoides (Indo-Pacific tarpon) is the source of this 3462-nucleotide messenger RNA. RefSeq names its product fibroblast growth factor 14 (gene fgf14). The record is from RefSeq and is a predicted model, not a curated record. The transcript has 5 exons. Gene Ontology annotation, biological process: positive regulation of gene expression; fibroblast growth factor receptor signaling pathway; animal organ morphogenesis. Gene Ontology annotation, cellular component: cytoplasm. The coding region runs from base 1003 to 1749 and encodes 248 amino acids. Lineage: Eukaryota; Metazoa; Chordata; Actinopteri; Elopiformes; Megalopidae. Gene Ontology annotation, molecular function: growth factor activity; fibroblast growth factor receptor binding.
UUCACAAGACCCAGGUCAGCUUUGGUUAUAUUUUUCCCAAUCGGUCAACAAUUGCCGUAUCUUUUGUUAUUGGAAAGAGAGAAAUAUGUACAAUUCCAGUGAAGUCGUUCACCAUUCUCUACAAAAAUGGAAUACAAAGAGAAGACGUUUUUAAUGAGUAUCUGAGAUCUAUUUGGAGAAGUUUUUGGAGCAUAAAUAAGCGCGAGAUAUUACCUGAUGCAAAGUUCUUAAAUGAAAUUGACGCUGUACAACUGAAGCCACCUCUCUUCAAAAUGACGGGCACUGCUCAAAGAAAUGAAGCUUCGGCAGCAAUCAUCCAUUUUAAGGAAAGUGUCGCGGAUUGCUUAUAAACUUGGUGAAUAUGUGAGCAGCAACAUCGCAAUCGCACAGCCCCACCUGGGAGACGGGCGGACGUCCUUCACGAGUAAUAAUUAUAAGAAAAUCGCUUUUGUUUAUUUUGGUGCCUGACUGCACACUCAGGGGUGAGAAUUGCUGUCCAGCCUUCUGAGUGCUGAAACAAUUUCGAGCCUCAAUAAAAGGAAGAAGGGGGAAACAAGUACCAAAUAGAUUUUAUGAAAGCUCGGAUAGUGGUUUUGACCGGAUUUAGACAUUUAUGGUGAACUGGACUCACAAAAGCUACAAUAGGCUCUGGACCGAAAAAACAAUAUGACGGUAUGACUAAUUAUUUGCUAUCCCAUUCUUCGUAAGUUUGGGUAACACGAGGGGUGCUGCCGUUUGAAAAUUGAUAACAACCAAAUAUUGUGUACUGUUAUCGACAGCACAGUGUGUAGAUAUAAAUUUAAAUGAUGACAACUCAUCACUUCUCGUGUCGUGUAAGGUGUAGUUAUUGGACUUUGUCGAAAUAUACCCAUUUGAUUUACUGACAGAACAAGAACCUUUUUAGCCACAACAAUGGGACAGUAAGAGUCUGGACACAAAAGGUGGCUGUUUAUGUAGUCUGUGCUUCGCGUGUGGAGGUGAACAGUUUUGUUUUCCUGAGACAUGGCAGCGGCGAUUGCCAGCGGUUUGAUCCGGCAAAAGAGACAGGCUCGAGAGCAGCACAUAGACCGGCCCUCAACCCACAGAAGGAGAAAAAGCCCCAGCAAGAACAAGGGACUCUGCAACGGGAACCUGGUCGAUAUCUUCUCCAAAGUGAGAAUCUUCGGCCUCAGGAAGAGAAGACUACGGAGACAAGAUCCCCAGCUCAAGGGUAUAGUGACCAGGUUAUAUUGCAGGCAGGGAUACUACUUGCAAAUGAACCCAGAUGGAUCUCUCGAUGGAACCAAGGAUGACAGCAGUAAUUCUUCUUUGUUCAACCUCAUCCCUGUGGGUCUUCGAGUCGUUGCUAUUCAGUCCGUGAAGACGGGGUUGUACAUCGCCAUGAAUGGAGAGGGCCAUCUGUACACAUCAGAACUCUUUACGGCAGAAUGCAAGUUCAAAGAGUCGGUGUUUGAAAACUACUAUGUGAUCUACUCGUCCAUGUUGUACAGACAACAAGAGUCUGGUAGAGCUUGGUUCCUGGGCCUCAAUAAAGAGGGCCAAGCCAUGAAGGGGAAUCGAGUAAAGAAGACAAAACCAGCUGCUCACUUCCUGCCCAAGCCAUUAGAAGUUGCCAUGUACAGAGAGCCAUCGUUGCAUGAUGUCGGAGAAAAUGUUCCAAAGGCCGGAGUACCUCCCAGUAAAAGCACAAGCGAGCCGGCGGUGAUGAAUGGCGGGAAACCAGUCAGCAAGACCACCAAGACCACAUAGCCAGGCCUGCAGAGCCGCGCUGACACUGGAGACGCUUCUCUCGGCCCAGACUCAAACCCUCCCUCUCUCGUCUGUGGAUCAGGUUUCAGGCAACUCUCUCUGUCUCCUACCCUGCCCCCCUCCCCAACUACCGCCUUUUUUUUUCUGUCAACCAUGUCGUCGCGAGUGGAUCAACCUGAAAGUGUGGCCCACCAAAACUACCACAAGGAAGAGAUGACUGGACAGCCAGCUGGACUCUGACCAUGGAAUGCCCUAUCAGAUAUGGAAUGCCUUUUAAAUAUUUUCUGUAACUGAGACAAUCCAUGAGAAUGAUGUAUUUCACAGCCACACGUGGUACCUUGCCUGCUGAUGGUUACCCAUAAUUCUCUGUUUUGAGCCCUGUUGCAGCAGAGUCCAUGUAAUCCAGAUCUAUUUUCUAUACCAACAGUACACCAGCUAAGUUCUGGGUUGAUGCUGUACAGAUAUACUAAAGUGGACUGUCAUCCUCUAUUUUUUACGAGUAUGUUCCCUUCCUCUUUCUCUUUCUAUCUCUCUGCUCACUCUUUGUCAAAUACUUAAGACAUUUUUGCAGGGGCUGUUAGUGAUUUUCUAAUACAAAUGCACACACACAAACACAGACACACACUGAUACAUUACUAGAAAAUACCAUGUUGCAGGGGGGCUUGGUUCCAGGGAAGUGUUCAGGAAGACUGGUGGGAGGGGGUCAUACAGACAGAGCAUGUCAGUGAAGGGAACUGAAUUGCCGUCUUAGGCUGAGUGCGAGGUUUUUAUUUCUUGAUAAAAACACGCUGAAGGCUGGCAAACUGCUCCUGAGAUUGGCGCUAACGACGCAAUGAUUAUGCCCACAGCAAUCAGCGCGAGGAAGCUCUUGAUGAGAGCAAAGCUCUCUGCAAGGGCUGUAUACAUAUCACAGUCUGAUUUCAUCGGCGGUGACGUUAGCUUCGCCCCGUAAAUAGGAGCCUGAAUUCUAUUUUUCUUUAUUCUUACUUUAGAGCGUGGGCUCUAGGAAUAUGUAUAGGCCUUGUAGGCCUGCGGUCCAGGCCCAGCCCUCACACACUGACUCGUCUGAACAGCGGGCUACGCGUGCGGUGAGCGAGCACGUCGUCGCAGCCAUUCUCAAAAACUUCUACUUUAGCCGGCGCGGAAAAAAAAAAAAAAACGGCUGAAUGUAAGUAGAUGCCAUUACUGUUGGCUGCAGCCCCAUUCUGUUCAGCAAAAGCAUGGGCAAAGUUAGUGUUGUGUUCCUCUCUUGCAGCUGCAAUGCAAGAGAAAACGCUUAUAUUAUAAUGUUUUCACUGUACAAAACAAAAAGAGAAACCUUUUUAAACGGCUAGACAUUAUGAGAUAUAUUGAGAGGAUUUUUUUUUUCCCUAGCUCAGCAUGCAGAGUCCAGCUCAUUUUGUCUUUAUCUCGUGCCUGCGGAGACCUCUAACCCAGCGUGCAAAAACAUGUACCCAGUCACUGCUGGGUUAAAGGUGCCUCAUCAUACGCUGCAUCCAGUAGACAUCUCAUAGUACAUUAAUUUUGCAAAGAUUACAUUGCAAUUUUCAGGCGGCUAACAGAAAUUGAUCCACAAAUUUCCAUUAAAACAAUCAUGUCAAUGCUCAACUCCAACAAACAUCAAAGAUACCAAUAGUAAAGUCAACGAAAGAGCAAUUUCGCAAGAGAAUAUUAAUAGUAAUAUGGUUUUGCAGUCUCACAAAAAAGAAAAUC